CAGGUGCAUGUGGGCAGCAUCUUCUCCACAGAGUGGACUUUGGAGCACCAACAUGACUUCCAUGGUGCUGCUCCUGCUUCAGACGCUCCUGCUGCUCCCGCUGGUGUCGGCCUCUCAUCACUUUGGGGGAACCGUGAGCUUCAGCUACAAAGGAACAAAUCCUGAUGGAUCCUUCAAGGUUUCCUUUCGUAACAGGGCCACCUAUGAUGGAUGUCAGUUUAGUCACUACUGGUCCUGCUCCAGAGGGAACUGUGGCUCCACCAACGGGGGGCCGAAAACUGUGAUUGACAGCAGUAGCAAUGCUCCCAUCUACAACAGCCAAUGGUGUGAAACGGAAACAGUGGAAACAAGAACUGUUGGGAGUGACAAACCAUUUGAACUGAGCGAUCAGAGCUGUUGCUGGAUUCCAACACGAAACGGCGUCUUUAGCUGGAGCCUGAAUACUCUGGUGGAUCUGGGAAGAAGAUCUGACACCGGAAAACCAAACAAUUCACCAGACACUGCCAUUCUUCCCUUCAUGAGAGUUCCUGAAAACUGCCCGCGGUCAUACAAGCUGAUGGCCUUUGAUCCUGACGGUGACAGAGUCCGCUGUCGGUAUGGAAACUACAAUGACAGAGAGUGCGACGGAUGUGAUCAACCAUCAGGCUUUCACCUUGAUGAGGAUUCCUGCACGUUGCACUAUCAGCAGGGCAGUGCCGACCCCAGAGUCUAUGGCUUUGAGAUGGUGGUAGAAGAUUAUUCCAGACAGCAUAUUGAUCUGUUUUACUCAGACGGAUCAAAGGCCCACAAGCAUCCACUGCUGGCCAGAAGGAAGAGGAGUGUGUGGGUGAACGGUUAUCAAAACCAAUCAGGGUCAACCACACCACCACCAUCCCCAACAUCAACAGCAAGCCCCUGGUGGUGGAUGUGGCCAACCACACCACCAACAAUGAGACCAAUAACCACAACAUCACCAACAUACCAAUGGUGGUGGAUGUGGCCAACAUCCACCACACCACCACCACCAACAACAACAACACCAACAACCACUACAACAAGACCAACAACAACAACACCAACGACAACAACACCAACAACCACUACAACAAGACCAACAACAACAACACCAACGACAACAACACCAACAACCACUACAGCAAGACCAACAACAACAACACCAACGACAACAAGACCAACAACCACUACAACAAGACCAACAACAACAACACCAACGACAACAACAUCACCAACAUACCAAUGGUGGUGGAUGUGGCCAACAUCCACCACACCACCACCAACGACAACAACACCAACAACCACUACAACAAGACCAAUAACCACAACAUCACCAACAUACCAAUGGUGGUGGAUGUGGCUGACCACAACUACACCACGAACAACUACACAAAGACCAACAACAACAACACAAACUAUAAGCACAAGAUCCACCACAAUACAAAGCACAACUACCGCAGGAGCUCCUCCGUACACCAACACUCCACCUCUCAGUAAACUGCCCCUCCAGUUCUCUUUACUUGUGGAUCCAGCAGUCCCUUCCUGUGAAGAAGGAGUCUACCUUCCAACGUUUGUGCAUCCAACCCCUGCAGAUGGAGCACGCAUUAAGGCAGAGGUCAACAAAGAGGUGGAGAUUAAAGUCAAAGCAGAAGCAACUCAUUCAGUAAUGCAAGACCUCAUCAUGAGUGGACCUUCAAACAUUAGCAUGCACAGGAGCACACACAAUGAGUUUGUCAUCCGGUGGACACCUAUGGCAGAUGACCUGGGAGAGCAUUACCCAAUCUGCUUUGCUGUGGAAUCAGCAACUGGGUCAGCUAUUAGCAGCUUUCAGACUGCCUCCCAUAAUCAUGUUCAUGCUACAGCCGUCUCACAGUCUGGUGUCUAUCAGACUGAGAUGAGGUGUGUUCUUGUGGACGUUGGAAAGGAGCAAAUCAAAGCCAACGUGGUCUGUGGUGAGUCCUCCAUGAGGGUGGAGAUCCCCAAAGAUUCCCUCACUGGACUUUCUGAAGACCAUCUGGAGCUGAGUGACCCCACCAACACUGUCUGCAGCCUGACCACUCACUCCAACAGCUCUCACGUCAUCGCCGACUUCCCCCUCAACGCCUGUGGUACUCAGAUCGAGGAAGAUGACGACAACCUCUUCUUCAAGAAUGAGUUCACCACAGUGGACGACCCCAGUCAGCUGAUCACCAGGAAGCACCUCAUGGAGAUCAGCUUCUACUGCCAGUACGCCAAGAAAAGCAACAUGACUGUGGGUUUCACAGCUCACAGGAAGAACGUCACCGUGUGGGAGAGAGGCUUCGGCACCUUCACCUACCAGUUUGAGUUCUACCCAGACAGCCAGUACCAAGCCAUGAUUGACCCGAACUCCUACCCUCUGGAGUAUGAGUUAGGAAGCAAGAUCUACAUGGAGAUUGAAGCCUCCUCUUCACUCAACAACACUGAGAUGUUUGUGGAGUCCUGCAGAGCCUCACCCUAUGACAACCCCAACUACCACUCCACCUACACCAUCAUUGACAAUGGGUGCACAGUGGAUCCAACUGUUCAGAUUUACGCCCCCUCCAACCAGAAACAGUUCCGGUUCAGCGUGGAGGCCUUCAAGUUCAUUGGUUUGCAUGAUCAGGUGUACAUCAGCUGCUCAGUGAUGGUGUGUGAAGCAGGGAACCCCAACACCAGGUGCUCUCAGGGAUGCAUGAACUCCUCCAGUUCCAACGAUCAUCAUCACAUCCACAAGAGAGAGGCCACCGUCCAGAGCAGAGCACACUUCAUUUCCCAGGGUCCUUUGCGCCUGCACUCAGACAGCAGUGCGUCAGUGAUCAACCUGAACCUGAACCUGGUCUUCAUUGCCGGAUGUCUUCUUGCUACUGUGGGAAUGAUCUGCGGCGUGGUCGUGUUCAAGACCAAAAUGUCCAAAGUCAGAUACCAACCUCUACCAACCUACGAAACCUAAAGCUUCAGCUUGUGGAGGUGCAGGUUGCAGACCAGCUUUUAUCCUUCAGCUCACGUUUUGGGAAUCUUCAUAUAUGUAUGCAUUUUAACAGAUUGUUUUUGUAUUGGUGUUGGAAAAUACAUAAACGUGCUAACAAUAAAUACAUUAUACAAAUAAAUAAAGAAAUGAUGGACAACCAUUUAAUCAGUUGUCUAGCAAACACUUAAAUCCAUAUUUUGACCCAUUGCUUUACAACCUCAAAAAAGGACAUCAGGCCACACCCUCUCCGAAGAAAACUGUGUUUUUGGUGUUUUUAACAUGUUCUUAUGUCAUUUUGCUGAUGUUG
Messenger RNA from Oryzias latipes (Japanese medaka), 3269 nucleotides. RefSeq lists its product as uncharacterized. NCBI's taxonomy places the organism in Eukaryota, Metazoa, Chordata, Actinopteri, Beloniformes, Adrianichthyidae. The record is from RefSeq and is a predicted model, not a curated record.